Messenger RNA from Clupea harengus (Atlantic herring), 4781 nucleotides. RefSeq lists its product as uncharacterized. NCBI's taxonomy places the organism in Eukaryota, Metazoa, Chordata, Actinopteri, Clupeiformes, Clupeidae. The record is from RefSeq and is a predicted model, not a curated record. Gene Ontology annotation, cellular component: plasma membrane; membrane raft. Gene Ontology annotation, biological process: T cell receptor signaling pathway; intracellular signal transduction; negative regulation of T cell activation.
CUGCCACCGAUGCGAAGGUACAGACGAAGAGAGAAAGGGAGAGAGGGAGGGAGAGGGAGAGAGAGGAGAGAGAGAGAGAGACCGGGAAGCAAAUCUGACAGUUUAAUAUUGAGAACAAGCGGCAACAAGAAAUAGCUGAACUGCUAGGCUGCCGCUGCGCCCUGCAAGGGAGCGUUGCGCACGGAGAAGGAUGCGAGCAUUCGAAGGUGAUAAAGAGGAUGCCAAAUGCCAGGCUGCAUUCAUGCUCUCUGUCACAUACCAUUUCCAACUUAGCGCCCAUAAUUGAUUAUGCGUGCUCAGUCUGCGGGGUCCGACCGGGAGCCAGAAAUUCAGCCGCAGAGAAGCCCGGCGAGGUGGAUACUGCGUGGCGUCGCGCCCCUUGAAUCUUUUAACUGAAUCUUGUGACAGUGUAUGCGAGUGGAUGAAAGUGUGUGUGUGAACGAGCGAGGGAGCGAAAGAGCGAGCGAGUGAGAGAGAGAGAGGGGGGGGAGAGAGAAAGUGUGUAAGUGUGGCAGCCCUUCCACAUGGCCUCCAUGCAGGACGGGGUAAACUUCACUGCUCCUCCCUACGGCAAGGUCCUGCUGCUGGGGGCCAUCGCAGCCGCCUCAGCCUUCGUGGUCACCAUCCUCAUCGUCGUUCUCUGCGUAGGAUGCCAGAGGAAGGGGAAGACUCACAGUGGCUCCAGCGAGGGUGGAAAGCACCGGCUAAUGGACAUGAGUAUACUGAGACAGUCGAAGCUGAGGUCCAUUAGCAAGUCAGACACAAAACUGCACGAGAUGAACAAACUGAACUGCAACGGAAAGAAGUCGUCCAAGAAGAACCGCCCGGCCAGCAUGGAUCUGCUCCUGCUCCCGAGCCGGCGCUCCAACUCGGACCGGCAGCUCCCGCAGAUCCCCCCAGGCACUGUUGGGGGCAGGGCGGGCGAAACCGACACCCCCGCCCCUCCGGCAGUCCCGGCCAACACCCCUGCGCCCCCAGACCCGGAAGGAGACGACGUGGAUGGAGGGAUGCCUGACCCGGAGAACGUGCAGCAGGUGAUGGGACCGCCGGAGGCCGCUGAGUACGCCUGCAUCCGGAAGGUGCGGAAGGUGGACAAGGCGGCCCAAAAGAGGGACAACGGGACGGAGACAGAGGAUGGUCUCGUCCAGCAGAGGCACAGCAGCGGAGACCUGCGCCAUGGGCCGCCCUCGCACCCCGCACCACCCCCACCUCACCCACACAGCCAGAAGAUGCCCCGCAAGAACAUGGAUGCCUUCACUUUGCCCACUUUCCCCAAGGAAGCAGUGUUCAUGGGUAACGGUGAGGAGUACAUAUGGAAGCCUCCAGACGAUGAAGACUUCAUGGUCCAACACAAACAGAUAGGGACACUUGCCGAGAGCAUACAGCCGUCAGCAGCUGGGAUAGCAGACAUGUACUCCAAAGUGUGCAAACCCGUCAAGAAGAAGAGAGCCAUGCCUGGGUCCCCACCAGGCAACACCGGCUACCGGACCUUGGGGCGUGGGGACCGAGAGCGCGAUGGGGGCUUCAGUGUGGUGGUGAAGCCGCAAACGUGGGCCCCUCUGGAGGCCAAAGGGGUCAGAGUGCCCCCUGGCUCCAUGGAGGACCAUUGCUACGAGGCCAUCGGCUCAGAAGAGUGUGACCCGGCCUAUGAGGCCAUUGAGGGGGGCGGCGCCGGGGCUGGGGCCAGCGCCUGGAAACGCGAGCGACCCCCUCCCCUGCCCAACGCCAGUGCCACGCUCCGGCCAAAGAAGAAGAAGCCCCAGCAGCCCUUGCAGCAGCCACCGCCGCCGCCACCUCCACCACAGCAGACUCCUAAACUGCAGCAUCUUCCCGCCAAAGCCCUGCUGCUGCCGGGGGAAAAUAUGUACGAGAGCAUCGGGGACCUGAAGCACGGCUCAGCCACCUCCAGCACCACCACCAUCUUCACCUUCAACGACGGCAUGGAGAUGUACGUCACCGGCUUGUAGGGGUGUUUGUGUCCACGCGUGUUUGAGGGCGCGUGUGAGUGUUUGAGUGUGCAGAGCCACAGUACAGUAUGGAAAACAUAUCUCCCCGUUUCAAGUCACAGAGACAUGAAUGCAUACAGUACAUACUCGCGACACAUGGCCUGCCUCUCAACGCUUCAAAAACAAAACAAAAAAAGAAACAGGAGAAUAAAAAGAAGUACGCUCCCACAGCACAUUAUUCUUCACAUAGCCUGUUUACAUCCCAGUCUUGCUGAUUCUCAAGCCACCCACCCAUAGCCUUAGGGUGCAGUAUGCGGAGUCUGAGGAGGAAAGUGGCAUUUGCAUCAGAACGAAAGUGGGCAGCGACGCCAUGCCACAACAGCGCAUCCCAUGAUAUCGAUCACUUCUGUAAGCAUGUCUGAACUGCUCCAUCUAACACUAGACUUCCUGUCUGCUGAGUUUCAGUUUGGUUACCAGUGAUGUUUCAGCACCUUGCGAGAAGAUAACCAAUUAAUGAUAGACAGAGGCUUUGGGUUUUUCAAAGUGGAAAUUCCCAGUAUUGUUUCAGUGCUUGGAGCCAAUCAAAUUAAACUAGUCUAAAAGGUCUCUAUUGGAUUUUCCCAAACAGUGAUUGAUAUGUCUGCAAUUGUAUCUGUCUUGGAGCACACAAAGCCUCUCUCUCUCACUCCUGAUAAAAAAAGAAGGGAAACACUCGCACACACACUCCAUUGCAGUUUUUCUCUUCAUGAGCCCUUCAGGUUGGAAGGUGUCAUUUUCAAGAUUUGCCGAGAGGCAUCCAAAGUCAAAGUCAAAUAAUGAGCACAACAGCGUUGGAGAGAAAGUUUACAGAGAGAUGUCGCCCCGUAUCUAAUCACAGCCUUGUUGCAGGGAGAAUAAGUAGUUAAAAUGGUGCAUUUCCACUGUAUGUGGGAGAGGAAGAUUUGUGCUGUGGAAGAAUACACCUUUAUUAGUCAGUAGAUGACUAAUCAAUGAGUGCUGUUAUUAAAUAAUCGGUACUGUCUUCUCUGAGGGCCAAAGCUUUCUAAAAACGUGUGUCCCCUAUAAGCUAUGAAUUCAACUUUAUUGGAACGUCUGACGAUGAAAACAAAACAUCCGACUAUCUUUGUACUGACAAUGGUUAUUCAAAGAAAAUAUUUUUUUUUGGGGGGGGGGAUUUAGAAAGUACAAAGAAAAUGAAAUUGCACAAGAUGAUUGGAGAAUUCUUGCACCCUUAUUCUAGUGUUAAGCACAACCCCUCCGUCCUUGUGUAAUUUUCUUGUUGGCACUUAUUGUAGUUUGUCAAAAAACAUGUGGUAUCCCACUUAAAACAUAUUAAUUAAAUUAGAGUAAAGCCAAUGCUAUAGUUAACAAAUGCUCAGGGACAGAGUAAUGCUAAACAAUGGAGAAUCUUAAUUGCACACAAAGUUUUAGCUCCUCCAAUUAAAAGAAAUAAAGUGUUAAUAGCUGUAUUAAUCAAUCAUGACCCUGGGUGGAAAAUGGGACUAUAUUUUGCUUUCAUGUGUUUUUUGUUGGUUGUUUUACACACGACAUUGAUUGACUGUUGGUGAGUGAGCCACCACUGCCAUAAAGUCCAGUUCAGUCCUGUAAGUGUUUUACUUUGUCUGUUUAUGCACUUUGCCUGACGAAAAGAGCAUGCAUUAAAAAAAGAAAAACAAACAAAAACUAACAAACCACAAAAAAAAACUAAAAAAACAAACACACAAAAAAAGCACUGUUCUUAUGGUACCUGAGAAUGGGUUAUUUAUUGCUGUUGUUGGAUGUUUAUUUUUAUUAAAAUGUCUUUUUUUAUUUUGUUGAAGACAGCACAAUGUCGUUGUGGACCCAGGACUAAUAUUAAGUGGCAUACUUGAGACAGGUUUGACUCUUGUCUUCUUGUUUGUAAGGCAUGGUUGGUCUUUGUCCAUUGGCAGUGUUGGUCUUCGCUGUGGUCCAGAGCAAGACUGCUUCCUUGAUAUUGGAUGACACUUGUGCCAAUCAUAUCUGGAAAAAAAAACUCAUUACACUGACCAGGAAAUGCAGUAGCAGUUGUUUGGUUUAUGAUUGAAGACAGAAGCAUCAUGACUUCCUGUUUCAAUGACUCGGUACCUCAAAACUUGUGAAGUACCCUUGUAUAAAAUUCUAAAAACCUCGAAGUGACAGUUUAUAUUUCCUGGAGGUCAUGAACCUUCAUCUUCCAAUCUGUAUGCAAAGGUGGAAAGGGUGUCAUGGACAGUGUUACAGUCCUUGUGCUAUUCAAAUAACACUAACUAUUGAUGUGUGUCCUGGGGAAAAAAAUCAUUGAGUAAAUAUAUAUAUGGCAUAGCAACUGGACAAACCUACCUGGACUUAAAAGUACAACGAUGAACUUGACUAGACCAAAUAUACACAAAACUGCAUAUUUGAGCCCAGUACACAACAGUUAUCAUAUAUGUUAAUGCAAUGUUGUAUAUAUGUUAUAAAAGAGAAAGAAGAAACUACUAUCCUAGGUGUUUUUGAGAGUAUACAUUUAUUUUUGUUUGUGUUCUUCGGAAUGACUUCUGGUGACAUAAUUGCUCUCUCUGUGAGUUGUAUUCGGUUUAUUUUAUUUAUUUUAUUUAUUGAUUUGAUCUUCCCUCUAUCGAUUCCCGCUAUAAUGUGUACUUUGAAGGCAAAUUGAGUCAAGUGUGGCAGCUACUGUCGUGUGUUUGCUAUUCAAACAACAGGGUCGUGUGUACUCAAACCGUGUAAUUAAGUGCUAACGUGCAAAAGAUUGUAAUGUUUUUAUAUCAAAAUUACUAUUCAUAAAAAUGUCGGGUCAAGUUUAUACUUUUGUAAUAAAGUAGCACUCAAAAAGCA